This is a messenger RNA of Pseudophryne corroboree (corroboree frog), 4864 nucleotides long. RefSeq names its product mannosidase alpha class 2A member 2 (gene MAN2A2). Gene Ontology annotation, cellular component: Golgi membrane. Gene Ontology annotation, molecular function: alpha-mannosidase activity; carbohydrate binding. The transcript has 23 exons. The record is from RefSeq and is a predicted model, not a curated record. Lineage: Eukaryota; Metazoa; Chordata; Amphibia; Anura; Myobatrachidae. Gene Ontology annotation, biological process: protein deglycosylation; N-glycan processing; mannose metabolic process. Bases 708 to 4166 code for a protein of 1152 amino acids.
GAGAUCAAGGACCUUGGCAGCAAUCUAUUAGCAAGCUACGGAAGGAGUGAGGGGCUGCUGCUGCUGCUAUGGGGGCGGCGGUCAUGCAUCUGUAGCCGCAUCCUGCAGCCAAAGCACAGGCACAGGAGCAUCCUCCGGCUUGCAGGGGACCAUGGAUGGACUGUAGCAGAUUAUUUCGGGACUGUCAGGCUCCACCUGUGAUCCUCCCCUCCCUCCAGCCGGGGAUGUACAAAUUCCAGGGACCCGGGUGGCUGCAUUCAUGCAUAUUUUAUACGGUCAUGUUUUCCAGCCUGGCAUAGCAGGGCACUGACCCCUGGGCAGCAGUGGGGACGCGGUGUGCGCUGAGGGCUGGGCACCGGUCUAUGGUUGCUGCUGUUAUUACUGGGUGUAUUUCCUGCUUUGGCUCGGUGCUCCCGGACAGAAAUAAAUCAGCUGUGGGUGUAAUAGGACGCUGGGGGGAGCGCAGGGAAGCGGACUCCUCCUUGUGAUCUGGCGGCCAGGUAAUACAGCAGCCCCCUCCAUAGCGGUGCACUGGGGAGGACAACAGCACCAGGGUGGGCAUGUGGUCGGCGACUGGCACAGGGUUUCCAUUUGCCUAAGGCCUGGUGUGUGGACUAGAAGUCAACAACGUGGAGAAUUACAGGAGAUCCAACUACUCCAGGACCAGGAGGGGUAAUUAUUGGGGUCUGUUCCUGCAGCUCCCAGGGAUGAAACUGAAGAAGCAGGUGACUGUGUGUGGAGCGGCCAUCUUUUGUGUGGCCGUCUUCUCUUUGUAUCUUAUGCUAGACAAAGUGCAACACGACCCUCCCAGGAGACAGACCGGAGGCAACUUUCCCAGGAGCCAGAUUUCUGUCCUGCAGAAUCGGAUAGAGCAACUGGAGCAGCUGUUGGAGGAGAACCAUGAAAUCAUCAGCCACAUUAAGGACUCUGUUCUUGAGUUGACAGCAAACGCAGACGGACAGCCCAUCCUUAUUCCGUAUCACACCUCUAAUGGAACCUGGGUCAUUCCGCCAGACCCCCGCCCCAGCUUCUAUUCCAUUUCCCCCCAGGACUGCCAGUUUGCAUUGGCAAAUAAAGGGCAGAAGACAGAUUUGCAGAUGCUGGAUAUUUACACACAGUUGCCUUUUGAUAAUGUGGAUGGAGGGGUAUGGAAACAAGGGUUUGACAUCACAUAUGACCCUGCGGAAUGGGAGACAGAACCACUACAGGUGUUUGUAGUGCCGCAUUCACACAAUGACCCUGGUUGGAUAAAAACAUUUGAUAAAUAUUACUAUGACCAGACUCAGCAUAUCCUGAACAACAUGGUAGUGAAGCUACAAGAGGACCCACGUCGAAGGUUCAUCUGGUCAGAGAUCUCCUUCUUUUCCAAGUGGUGGGACAACAUCAAUUCCCAGAAGAGGGCAGCAGUCCGCAGGUUAGUUGCUAAUGGUCAACUGGAAAUGACCACCGGUGGCUGGGUGAUGCCGGAUGAAGCCAACGCUCACUACUUUGCCAUAAUUGACCAGAUGAUAGAAGGACAUCAGUGGCUGAAGAAAAAUAUUGGCGUUAAUCCAAGGUCAGGAUGGGCAGUGGAUCCUUUUGGACACAGUUCUACCAUGCCUUACCUUUUGAAACGCUCCAACCUAACCAGCAUGCUGAUCCAGCGAGUGCAUUACUCUAUCAAGAAACAUUUUUCAUCAACUCGAAGCCUGGAGUUCAUGUGGAGGCAGACAUGGGACCCAGAUUCCAGCACUGAUAUCUUCUGCCACAUGAUGCCUUUUUAUAGCUAUGAUGUUCCUCACACCUGUGGGCCUGACCCGAAAAUUUGCUGCCAGUUUGAUUUCAGGCGCUUGCCAGGAGGCAGAAUCAAUUGUCCUUGGAAAACACCGCCAAGAGCCAUCACAGAGUCUAAUGUUGCUGAGCGGGCAAAUCUACUGUUGGAUCAGUAUCGGAAGAAGUCCAAGUUGUACCGCAGCAAGGUGGUCCUUGUCCCCUUAGGAGAUGACUUCCGGUAUGACAAGAUCCAGGAGUGGGACGCUCAGUUUUUAAACUAUCAGAAGCUCUUUGAUUACAUGAACUCACAUCCGGAACUUCAUGUUAAAGCUCAGUUUGGAACUUUGUCAGAUUACUUUGACACCCUUUACAAGAAGAUGGGAGUUAAUCCAGGAAUGAAACCUCCAGACUUUCCUGUUCUUACCGGUGAUUUCUUCUCCUAUGCUGACCGCGAGGAUCACUAUUGGACAGGAUAUUACACAUCACGGCCUUUUUACAAGAGCAUGGAUAGAGUGCUAGAGUCACACCUCAGAGGGGCAGAGAUCCUGUACAGUCUGGCCAUCAAUCAUGCAAGGAGAGCUGGCUUGGAAAGCAGAUACCCACUUUCAGAUUAUGCUUUGUUAACCGAUGCCAGGCGCAACCUCGGGCUCUUCCAACACCAUGAUGCCAUCACUGGCACAGCAAAAGAAGCUGUGGUCAUUGACUAUGGUGUACGGUUGCUCCAUUCGCUGAUGAAUUUGAAACGCAUCUUAAUUAAUGCAGCUCACUACCUCGUUGUGGCAGACAAGGAGAAAUAUCACUAUGAUCAUUCUGUGCCGUUCUUCAGCACGGACGACAGCCGGAUGACUCAGGAAACACUGCCAGAGAAGACGGUUAUUAAAUUAGGUACAUCUCCAAGGUAUGUGGUAGUCUUCAACCCAGUGGAACAAAAUCGCUUGUGUGUGGUCUCUCUUCUGGUGAACACACCCCAUGUCCGAGUGCUUACAGAGGAAGGACAGCCAAUGGCUGUCCAGCUUAGUCCAAUAUGGCAGUCUGCAACUGACAUGAACCCUGACGUUUACCAGGUCUCUUUCACAGCCCGGUUGCCAUCUCUUGGACUCAGCAUCUUCCAGCUUUACAUGUCAUUUGACGCGCACACUAACCUUAAAUCCAGUGUCAGUGUAUAUCUCCAUGGAAGGGACCUGACCAUAAAGAAACAGGAUGUAUUUCCAGUCAAGAUCUUGGAGACGAGCACCGACGACUUUUAUCUGGAGAAUCAGUAUAUGCAGGUGUGGUUUUCUGGCACCACUGGUCUGCUGAAGAGUAUUAAACGAGACAAAGAGGAGCAGGAACAGAAGAUUAACAUGGAAUUUCUCAUCUAUGGAACUCGCACAUCCAAGGACAAGAGUGGAGCUUAUCUCUUCUUACCUGAUGGAGACGCCAAGCUGUACACACCCAAAGACCCACCAGUGGUAAGAAUCAUUGAGGGUCCAUUCUUUUCGGAGGUGACUUGCCACUUUCAACAUGUUCAGCAGAUCAUACGACUGUACAAUUUACCAGGAACCGAAGGUCUCUCACUAGACAUCAGUUCAAUGAUUGAUAUCCGUGAUCACGUCAAUAAAGAAAUCGCCAUGCGACUUAGCACCGACAUACAGAGUGGGGACACCUUCUACACUGACCUCAACGGCUUUCAGAUUCUGCCUAGGAAGUUUUUAAAAAAACUCCCACUCCAAGCCAACGUCUACCCAAUGCCGUUGAUGGCAUAUAUCCAGGACGAGCAGAGUAGAUUAACGUUACAUACAGCCCAGGCCCUGGGUGUAUCCAGCCUUAAGAGUGGUCAACUGGAGGUCAUUCUGGACCGCCGCUUGAUGCAGGAUGACAAUCGCGGGCUUGGUCAAGGUUUAAAAGACAACAAGCGCACAUGUAACAGGUUUCGCAUUCUAUUGGAGAAGAGAUCAUCUGGCAAUAAGAGUGCAGGAAGUCAACCAGUCAGCUUCCCAUCUCUUCUCAGUCACAUGACGUCCAUGCACUUGAAUCAUGAGGUGUUAGUGAUGCCUGUUACCAAUGAUAAAGGCGGAGGUCCCGCUCUUAGAUCCUUCCUACCUCUUUCUGCUACCUUACCAUGUGAUCUUCACAUCCUCAAUCUGAGGACUCUGCAGGCUGAGGAUGAUGGAAUACCCUCUCUGGACACUGCACUGAUUUUACACAGAAAAGGGUUUGACUGUGGACUGGAAGCAAAGAAUCUUGGCUUCAACUGCACUACAAGUCAAGGAAAGUUGUUUCUUGGAGGUCUGUUCUUGGGGUUAGAAGUAGGACUCAUGGAACCUACCUCUUUGACAUUGAUGUAUUCCUUAGCCUCCCCUACCAACAACAGCAAUCCAAUGCUCAGCAUGGACCCAAUGGAAAUUUCCACUUACCGCCUGUGCUUCAGCUAACAUCAGUCAAGUGGGACCAAAUAUCCCAUUGCAAGGAACCAAGGACUGGAGCUGAAUGGUUCUUCUACCACUUUACGCUCUGUUUAAGAGCAAUGUGCUUUGGUCUGUAACUUGGAAGACAGACCGCACUGGAAAUGCCCAUAAAGGUACUUGGGACAAGCCAAAAGUAAAGGAAAAUCCUCUGUAUAAACUAGUCAUUGCUAAAGGAGCAAUGCCUUUCAGGGUUGUGUAGCACUCUAGUUAAACACCUAGAUGGGACAUCAAAGAACAGGAGCUAUUUAGGACUUAAAUUGCUUUUUAAAAUAUGUAUUUAUUGACUUUUUAAGCACACCUCUACACCUGAUUCCUGCCACAGUUUGCCUGGUCCUCCACAGAGUAGAAAUGUCACAGCAAUUUCCCCAGUGCCAUUAAAUGCUGCAGACUGGUCAACAGGAAUAUGUUUCAAUGAAGCAAGAGGGAGAUUACCUACUAGAUGGUAGAUUUAAGCCUAGAUAAGUAAUUUUCAGUUUUCUUGGAAUAAUAAUUCUGUCUCAACCAUUGUAAGUAUUCUUCCAUACAUUAUCUGUCUUUUUAUACUGUAGCACAGCAGCAAAGGACUAUGGAAAGAGACUGUUCCGUUAUACAUAUAUAAAUAUUAAACUGUAUAUCUUGUUUCUGCUACUGUGGCCAUAAAUACAGAUCUGAUACUAUACCAGAAA